Osmia lignaria (orchard mason bee) is the source of this 3481-nucleotide messenger RNA. It is a transcript of the gene Usp1, whose product is annotated as ubiquitin specific protease 1. Lineage: Eukaryota; Metazoa; Arthropoda; Insecta; Hymenoptera; Megachilidae. Gene Ontology annotation, biological process: protein deubiquitination. The record is from RefSeq and is a predicted model, not a curated record. Gene Ontology annotation, molecular function: cysteine-type deubiquitinase activity. Gene Ontology annotation, cellular component: nucleus; cytosol.
AUUAUAUAAACAUCGACUACAGAUCCAACAAGACUGGACAUACUUGUAUUCUAUCACAGCCCUUUUGAUGGUAGAAAUUAAGAUUAACCCCCUGUGGCUCGGGGGGAUCAGAAUACGGCCACGGUAACCCCUGCCUGUCGUAAGAGGCGACUAAAAGGGGAAUGUAAAGGAGCGAGUUAGACAGUAAGAACUAAAAGUAAUGCAAAAAUGCAAGAAAGAAAAUGUAGCAGACAAAAAUAAAAAUAAAAAAUAUUAAAAUAUUAAAAUUGCGCGGGAAAAGGACUGGCAGGAAUGCAGCGUUCAUUGGGCAGAAAGGGACAGCGAAGUCCCUAAAGCACGCCACCCUCACGUCAAUUGAUUUGACAAAAAGAGGGAAAAAUUAAAUUAAAUUAAAUUAACCACCUUUAUUACUUUACUUAUACAACUGAGAGGAUAUAAUUUUUACUUUUAAUAGCUAAAUAUCGCUAAAGUCAAGUUCACGCGAUAGUACAACACUAUUAAAAGUUAAGCUCACAGCACAGCGUAACAAUACUAUACUAAAGAGGAACCUCUAGCUCUAACUAUUAUACUUCAGGAAUGUGCUUAUAAAGAUUAUAUUCAGGCACCAACAUAUUGGUUCUAUAAAACCGUUAAUGACGAGAGUAUGAAUUGUUAAGAAAAAUUACAUAAAUGUGAAAUUGUGAACUGCACAUGCACGUGAAUACGAUUCAUGAACACAUGGUAUUAUAUGCAACGGGUAACGACUACUGUAAUAACGUUAGAAAAAUUAGAAACAGUGUUUCAUUUAAUAUUAGUAGACAUGUAGUUCGCAUUAUUCAAGAAACGUUUUGUGAUUUAAUUAAACCAACAGAUUCAUUUUAAUUAACUAAGGUUAAUAAUAAACUCAUUUGUUCCAUGAUUUCCCUACUGAAGAAUACGUUAACAGAAAAUGACAGUAUUAGAAAUAGAAGAAGACACAGAUAAACGUUCAGUUCCUCCUAGGAAGAAAAUUUGUUUAUCCCUUUCAGGUCGUGAACGUAUACUUAGCAACAUUUCUCAGGUUCCUAAGGCUUUGAACAGAGAGAGCCUUGUGAAUAAAGAUACUUUUACAUAUAGUACAAGCAAAAUGUUGAAUGGCUACCGUAAUCAACUGAGUAAUCACCAAGAUGGAAGUUACGAUGUGUCAAGUAGUGGUACAGAAGGAUUAAGAAUAGCUACAUUGUGUAAUUUAGGAAAUACAUGUUUCUUAAACAGUGUGAUAUAUACUUUACGAUUUGCACCAUCUUUUUUACAUAAUUUACAUCACUUAGCCACCGACUUGUCUAAUUUAAAUGAUAAGCAACUUCAAGUUAAAAUAAAAUCAUCAUCUUUGGGUGGAACUGGUGCAUCACUUACUUCAAGCAGCAGUCGUAGUUGGAGUAGUAAAGAUUUGUUAGCUCUAGCUGGAUCUGCCGGAGAUAACAAUAAACACAGAAUACAAAUAGCAACUGAAAAAUUACACGAAUUAUUUAUGGCGUUACACGCGGCCGAAGUGAAAGAGAACAGUGAACCGUAUCAACCAGAUGCAUUUUUACAAGCUCUUAGAGAAGUGAAUCCUAUCUUUGAAGGAAAUCAGCAACAGGAUGCUCACGAACUUUUAGUGUGUUUACUUGAUAAUAUCAGAGAAACUUUUCACUUGUUAGUCAGACAUAGAGAAAGUCAAUUUGGACAAAAUAGUGACGGAUUAUCAAAUUUGUCUACAGACCAUUCAGUAGAUAUACAAUCAGAGGAUAGUAAUUCGAAUAAAAGAAGUAUUCGAAAGUUUAGAAAAAAGAAAAAAAUAACAACAAGAGGAAGUUCUUCUUGUCUUGUACAGCCAAAUUUGAAUGGUGUAUCAGUAUCUUCUAGACCAUACGAAAAUAUGAAAUAUUAUAUGAAAUAUUGUAUGAAAUACGAAAACGGUCAUGCCGAGUUUACGGAAAGUAAUGGAGAUGUUGGCAGUCAUAGACCUGAGAGUAAAACGUGUUUCAUUUCUGAAGAUUUCGAAGGAGUUAGCCUUUUACAAACCACAUGCCUUGAAUGUGAACAUGUUACCGAACGAAAAGAAACAUUUUGCGAUAUAUGUGUGCCUAUUGAUAUUGACAGGUCCAGCGAAGAAGACGAAGAAGUAAGAUCAAUGGAUAGUAGUGAAGUAUACAGGCGAGCAGUAGUUACUAGUGAACUUCUAUGGGGUAGAGAUAAAUAUUGGUGUGCUCGUUGCCUUCGGUAUAACGAAGCUCGAAGAGCAGUAUGUUUCCCAUCUUUACCCCGGUUACUCAUAUUGCAGCUGAAAAGAUUUUCUACCGCAGCGGGGUCAAUGGAAAAAAUUAAUAAUCAUAUGCCAACACCAUUAACUUUACAAUGCUUCUGCGAAGAAUGUAUCAAUGAGCGUGGAACUACAGGCAGCAGAUCGGAAUCACGACACGUGUACAAAUUGUAUUCUGUAAUCAUGCACCAGGGGGCAACAAUGACAGCUGGUCAUUAUGUUGCUUACACCCGUUUACCUGAUGAAUCUGCGUUUACAGAAUAUUUUCAGUGUGAUCGCGAUUGCAAGCGACAAACUUCUGGUCAGGGUAAUAGUGGCAGCACAAAUACGAAUUCAUCUUCAUCGGACAAAACGUCCGGUAUACUAAAAUAUUUCAGGAGUAAACCAAGUGUUAGUGAAACUAAGGAACAAUUAAUUAGGGUCGGCUGUCGAAGUAUCGAUUGUUGCGGUAUUCGACGUCACAAACAUCCUAGUACUUGGUUGGAAUGUGAUGACGAAGCAGUACAUGCAAUUCCAUUGCGAGAGUUAGAAGAUAAAUUAGCACCAAAUCCGCGAAAUUCCGCCACCCCGUAUCUUUUGUUCUAUCAUCAACAGAUCUCAGUCGAUUUUCUAAGUAUGGUAUUCACUGCUUGUUCGUACCUGGCUCUUGCUGGAGCCGUUUGGGUGUUUUUACGACUGGUCCAGGCAUGUUUUUGGUUACCACGGCAUUUGAAACGACAAAAUCAUAUUGAACUAAUGCUACAAGAUAAGGUCGACAAUUACGAAAAAUACAUAAUGGAAUGCGAAGAAAAGGAGCGAAUUGAACAAGCAAUGCAAGACGAUGUUACUAAGACAGAUCUCGCUCAAACGGAGAAAUGGAAAGAACGAAGAGAAUGCCUGGAAAUGUUGAAGAAAGAAUUAAAUGGCGUUUCCGAUGGUAUCGAGGAUCCAAAUAAGUGGGAUUACUUUCUGGAAGAAGAGGAAACAGAAAAGGAAGAAUCUAUUAUUACAGAAAUUCAGGACGAUGAGGUUUCUAAUGACAGGCAUGAUAAGAUAAACGCAGACCCGAGUACGAUCAAAGAAAAAGUUGAUUUAGAACCAAAGAAGGAUAAAUAAUAUUAUUUCGUACAAAUCUUUAAUAAUAUUUGUAUUGAUGUUGUAGCAGAUAAUUUAACAAAUGUUUUGUGUGUCUUCUAAUAAUAUUAAUAUAUUGAACUGAAAUUAAAGAGAGUACUGGCU